Molecule: messenger RNA, 2237 nt
Organism: Sycon ciliatum
Lineage: Eukaryota; Metazoa; Porifera; Calcarea; Leucosolenida; Sycettidae
Product: peptidyl-tRNA hydrolase-like
Exons: 5
Coding region: 110-841 (243 amino acids)
Molecular function (GO): peptidyl-tRNA hydrolase activity
Source: RefSeq, a predicted model, not a curated record
CCCCAUGGCAUAUGCAUGCAUGGCCUGGCCUGCUCGAUCGAUGGAUGUGGGAUUUUUAUUGUGUGCGAACCUGCUUGCUGUAAAAUUGUAGACUAGUUCAGUGUCCGACAUGAUUCGCCGCUGUUCGCUCAGGCCCUUUCUGAGUCCCUUCUCAAGUCGAGCUGGCCAGCAGAAGAAUUCUCUCUUCCAGUCAGUGAGGAGUGUUCACGAUGACUCGACGACAGAAGUGGACCCCUCAGCAGUGAAUGUUGUGCAGAGCAUUGACUAUAAGUACAUUAUCAUGGGCCUGGGAAAUGUGGACUUCAUGCAAGCCAGACACAGCAUUGGCAUGCGCGUGGCGAAAUUCAUGGCCCAUGAGCUGAAAGGCACCCGGUUCAUCAGGGAUCGGCCACUGCUCGCGCAGGUCUCCACUGUACAGCUGCCGAACAGCGACCAAAUCUUGCUGUUGAAGUCGAACCUGGCCAUGAAUGCAAGCGGAAAGAGCCUGAGGAAGGCUGUUGAUAAGCAUCUUCUAUCACCAUAUGAAGUCAUUAUUGUAUAUGAUGAUAUGGAGCUAGAACCCGGGGAAGUUCAGUGGAAGGCCGGUGGGGGCUCAGAAGGGCACAAUGGUUUGCGAUCUGUCAUGGCCUCUUUGGGAAGUGAUCAAUUUGCUCGGGUACGUGUGGGAAUCGGCAGGCCUCACUCAGAGAAAGAGGUACGCGAGUAUGUGAUGAGUAAGGCUGUAGAGAGCGAGGAGAGAAGACUGCUGACCAAGUCGAUAUUUCUGGCCACUCAGAUGUUGCUGGACCGCAUCGCUGGCAACAGUGCACCCAAGUUAAAACCAAAGGGACCGAUGUUCUAGGCGUUCAGCACGGCCUAAUUGCCUGCUUCUCAGGCUGUGUGCUUUGUGUCGGCGGAGAAAUGGGGCAUGCCGCUAGCACCCGCAAGCGAAUCUGCUGACUCGCCUCCACCACCGUUGCGUCAUUCGCACACCGGUAACCGCUACAGGGCUUGUAAGGGCUACGUCACGGCGUGCUCACAGUCGUGACAAUGCCGACAUCGUAUGGAUCCAUACAUGUCAUCUUGGUGAGUUCCUUUAUACUAGGGUAACGCACCCCUGCUGGUAGUGUCUCUGCACUGCAUGGCCCUCCCGGCCGGUCGAGAGGGCCCCGGUCCGCUGCUGUUUAACCGAAAUACAAGUCACACCAGCAUGUGACAUGAGGUUCAUGCCAACUGGACGCUCUACUUCGCCAGGAUCAGAGCGGAGAUCGGAUUGACCCAAGCGUCGUCAUCUACUGACUUCUGACGUCAUCACGUCCCAACCCCGUAUCGCUAGUUUCUGUCAGUGGACCAAAGCCAGGCCUUCACUGAGAAGCAUUUUCUGAACAAAGGCAUAGAUUUGGAAAUCAAGUACACUACGGUACGUGCAUGUAAAUCUUCGUGUUGGUAUCUCCCCCCCCAAGGAAACAGUUCCUUGGGGAGAAAUCCCCAGUAUGCACACAUGGCCUCAUGACCCCCUCCCUCCUGCACACGUAUAGCCAGGACUGUGUGCUUAUCCACCUUUACUUGCAGUUGCAUGAUGACCCCGUACAAUCAAACACACGAGUACAGUGCGUAUUGCCUAUAGGGUUGGCGGCUAUAGUGAUCAAUUUUUCGAAUUAAUUUUCAUUUGCUACAUCUAGUAAAGCAUGCACACUUUAUUGCGCAGUGAUCGCGUAUACAGUAAUACUGUAGCCCUCUUUACUCUAUAGUAUUAGGCCAAGUAAAAAAAAAAGCUAGAUGAUCGUCCCCGUCCGCCCCAGUUUUUGUCAGCGCCCCAAGAAAUAUUUUAUUUUUUAAAUCGUGAGUUUUUGCCGAAAUCGUUGGUUUUUUACCGAUCGCGGAUGCAGGAAACAUGUGCACGCUUUGUUUAAUACUUUCUUUACUAUAUGGACCACAUACUACUAGUAUAUCACAACGUCAGUAUCGAUCUGCUGAAGAAAGAAAAAGAAAAAAAGAAAAAAAAAGAAAAAAAGAGAAAAAAAAACCUUGAUGUUGUUGUGUACACUGUGUGCAUGAGAGGGUAAAAAGUAAAAAAAUAAAAAUAAAAUCCUCCCGCCCUCCCCGAUUUUUCCAAAAAAAAGGACGAUCAUCUAGUAAUUUUUUUUACUCGGCCUUACAUUGUAUAUAGUCACCAAAUUCAUUUUUCAAAAAUCUUGAUUUACAGUCAAUUAUUUUUGAAUAGGAUAAAGUUAUACUGGGUCCAUCCUGGCACUCCA